This is a messenger RNA of Manihot esculenta (cassava), 1040 nucleotides long. Its product is annotated as binding partner of ACD11 1. Gene Ontology annotation, molecular function: RNA binding. NCBI's taxonomy places the organism in Eukaryota, Viridiplantae, Streptophyta, Magnoliopsida, Malpighiales, Euphorbiaceae. The transcript is spliced from 5 exons. The record is from RefSeq and is a predicted model, not a curated record. The coding region runs from base 168 to 905 and encodes 245 amino acids.
UGUCAUACCAUUUGCACGUGCCUGAGGACAAAGUCGAGAAGGUAAUAUGUUCUGUACUGUAUAAUGAUUUCAUCUUGAAGCUUUUCAAAUUUUCCGUUUCUCUCGAUUCAGAGUGCUCAGAUCAUCUUCAACUUGUCUUUCGUCUGAUCCAAAAAGGUUUUAGGAUCAUGAGUGCAGGUGGGUAUACUGUAGAAGUUACAGGCCUCUCUCCCAAAGCUACUGAGAAGGAUCUUCAUGAUUUUUUCUCCUUCUCAGGUGCCAUUGAACAUGUUGAGAUUGUCAGAUCUGGUGAAUUUGCCUGUACUGGAUACGUGACAUUCAAAGAUGCAUAUGGUCAAGAGACUGCUGUCUUACUGAGUGGUGCUACAAUCAUGGAUCAACGAGUAUGCAUAAUCCGGUGGGGGCAGUAUGUAGAUGAAUUUGAUCUUUGGAACGGGCCUUCAUCAAGGGUAGAAGAUGAUACUGAAUCAACUCAGCCCCCACAAAGAAGUCAAUAUGUUCCCAGUGCUGGAGAAGCAGUAACAGCAGCUCAGGAAGUGGUAAAAACUAUGCUGGCCAAGGGAUACGUGUUGGGAAAAGACGCAUUAAGCAAGGCAAAAGCUUAUGAUGAAUCUCAUCAAGUUACUGCAACUGCAGCAGCUAAGGUUGCUGAGCUGACUGAGAGAAUUGGCCUUGCUGAUAAAAUAUUUGCGGGCAUGGAAGCUGUUAAAGCUGUGGAUGAGAAGUAUCAUGUCUCUGAUGUGACCAAGUCAGCUGUAUCAGCAACAGGAAGAACAGCUGCAGCAGCAGCAAAGACUGUCGUUAACAGUAGCUACUUCUCUAGGGGAGCUCUUUGGAUGUCGGAUGCUUUGAAUCGGGCAGCCAAAGUUGCUGCUGAUUUGGGUACUCGGGGUGUACAGCAGUAAGGAGUUUGUGUCCAACGCAGAUACAGCUUUUGAUACAGUAUAUAGUUUGUGUAGCUAGUUGUUUUUUUUUAAUAACUUUUGUACAGUACUUGCUGGUUAAGAGAAGGGGGAAAUAAAAAAUAGUUCACGCCGUAA